This is a messenger RNA of Solea senegalensis (Senegalese sole), 1525 nucleotides long. RefSeq lists its product as uncharacterized. The record is from RefSeq and is a predicted model, not a curated record. The transcript is spliced from 4 exons. Lineage: Eukaryota; Metazoa; Chordata; Actinopteri; Pleuronectiformes; Soleidae. The coding region runs from base 52 to 1146 and encodes 364 amino acids.
AGGAAGUCAUGAUUACCACAGUCCACCGCUUAAGUUUCCACAUUGUUGAUUAUGUUUGUUCACGUUUCCAAACGGACAUUUGCCAUCAACAUGAAGAUAGUGUAUCUGAUUCUGCUUUUCUGUGAAAGUCUUCAGCUCCAGUGUGAUAAAGCAAAGGUCACGGCGCAUGUUGGAGAGGAAUUCACUAUCUUCUGCAAAUAUGACACAAUGUACGUUUACAGUAAAAAGUACUGGUGCCGAGGUCAGUCCAGAGACACUUGUGAAAUUGUGGCGGAUUCAGAGCGUGUGAAGAGACACAAAUCAUUUGUGAUAGACGGUGGAAGAAGAGGGCUGCUUGUGAAAGUCACAGAUCUCCAGAUUGAUGAUACUGGAGUGUACUGGGUUGGGUUAGACAAAAUAUAUGCUGACCUCAUGACUCCAGUUAGUGUACAUGUCACUGAAGUUCCAGUAUCUAAGCCCAGACUUUGGCCCUUGAGAUCUCUGGUAGACAGGCCAACAUGUUGGGGGCAACCAGUGACCGUGCGCUGUGGCUGUGACGAGCGGACGGGCAUUCAUUGCGCCUGGUAUCAACGGACACAGCACAAGGACUUUCUUCUUCCCCUGUCACCUGACUUGUAUCUAAACUGCGGCACAGUGGAAGAGGACAGUGAUUAUUACUGUGUUGCCAGGAAUGACAUUAGCACUCAGGAGAGUGAACCCCUCUCUGUGCAGGUUCUCACGCCUGCACAGAGAGACUGUAUCUAUGUCGUGAAUAUGCAGGACCAACCCGUUUAUGACUGCACAGACAGAAUGAGCACCACCAUGGCCUCAACUCCACCUGUGGCAACCUAUGAAGUGAAAAUCCACUCCACCACAAGAAACCAGUCUUUACUAAUCAACCAAACUACUCAAGAUCCACUUCUAAACAGGUCAGGCUCUCAUCACUUUGAUGGUCAAGUAUUAUGUGACUUUAAACCAGACUCUAAACAGUUGUUUUAUUUUUUCAGUGCAAGUCGAUGGCUGCCACUGUGGUAUACGUUAAUACGCUGGGGCUCUUUAACAUGUGUGCUGAUAUUUCUGUGUAUAGUUCUUACAUAUACAAAAACAAGAAAACCCAAGAGGAGGAAAACGGUACAUUUCAAGCAAAUGGCCCACUUGGCUCAGUGACCUGCAUUUCACAAUGGCAGGUUUUUGAAAGCAAUAUCAGCCAGGGUCAUUGGAUUGGGGGGGUUUCUUGUUUACCAAGAUGCUUUGCUAUCAAGUAAACAGCCUGUGAAGGGCCCUAAUGUCAGCAAGUUAAUUUUCUUAUUCCAGCAUUUAACAAUACAGAUUUCUUGAGUUGGUUUGUUGGUGUUGUUGUUUUAUGGUAGUUGGCCCCCCCUUAUUGUUACGUUAUUGCCUCCUCCUUUUAUCCUUCCCCUUAUUUAUUUAUUUCAUGUCACAACUAUAACACACAAAUAAUUCAGCUGCCAGGUGUUAAAGUAGAGCAAAGAGACAUAAUCACAUUACUCCUGUUUUAGCAUCUUUAUACAAGCUCUGAGUUAUA